This is a messenger RNA of Pipistrellus kuhlii (Kuhl's pipistrelle), 3198 nucleotides long. It is a transcript of the gene WDR36, whose product is annotated as WD repeat domain 36. Gene Ontology annotation, biological process: rRNA processing. Gene Ontology annotation, molecular function: protein binding. Lineage: Eukaryota; Metazoa; Chordata; Mammalia; Chiroptera; Vespertilionidae. The record is from RefSeq and is a predicted model, not a curated record. The transcript is spliced from 23 exons. Gene Ontology annotation, cellular component: Pwp2p-containing subcomplex of 90S preribosome; small-subunit processome. Bases 243 to 2936 code for a protein of 897 amino acids.
AACGUCCUGGAGACUGUGGCCCGCGGGCCCGGAACCGAAGUCGCGCCUCCACCGUGAGUCCCGGAGGGAGUGCUUUUCCCAUUGCACCGAGGACAGUCCUCGCUCACGCGAUUGGCAGGGCACACCGGAAGCGCUUGUGAGUCGGUGGCCCGGGCCCAGGCUUGCCCCACGAGCCGCGCUGAACGCCGGGUGCGUGGUUUCUCUCGGGACUGGAGCCCAGAGACGGCCGGACCCCCGCGGCGAUGGAGCGGGACGCCGGAGGAGGCCGCACGGCCAGCGCCCUGUUCGCGGGGUUCCGGGCCUUAGGGCUUUUCAGCAACGACAUCCCACACGUGGUGCGGUUCAACGCGCUGAAGCGCCGCUUCUACGUGACGACCUGCGUGGGCAAGAGCUUCCAUACCUACGACGUUCAGAAACUUAGUUUGGUUGCAGUAAGUAACUCUCUUCCACAGGAUAUCUGCUGUAUGGCAGCUGAUGGGAAGCUGGUCUUUGCUGCUUAUGGGAAUGUUUUCUCUGCAUUUGCCCGCAAUAAAGAGGUAGUACAUACUUUUAAGGGUCAUAAGGCAGAAAUCCAUCUUUUGCAACCCUUUGGAGAUCAUGUUAUCUCUGUUGAUACUGACAGCAUUCUUAUUAUUUGGCACAUAUACUCAGAAGAAGAAUAUCUGCAAUUGACUUUUGAUAAAUCAGUAUUUAAAAUUUCUGCAAUUUUGCAUCCAAGUACCUACUUGAAUAAAAUACUUCUUGGCAGUGAACAAGGAAGCCUACAAUUGUGGAAUGUGAAAUCCAAUAAACUUCUAUAUACAUUUCCAGGAUGGAAAGUUGGAGUGACGGCUCUUCAACAGGCACCAGCUGUGGAUGUUGUUGCUGUUGGUCUUAUGUCGGGUCAGGUUAUCAUUCAUAACAUUAAGUUUGAUGAAACAUUAAUGAAGUUUCGUCAAGACUGGGGACCUAUUACUUCUAUUUCAUUUCGCACAGAUGGUCAUCCAAUUAUGGCAGCUGGAAGCCCAUGUGGCCAUAUUGGACUCUGGGAUCUUGAAGACAAAAAAUUCAUCAAUCAAAUGAGAAAUGCACAUUCUACAGCAAUUGCUGGAUUGACAUUUCUCCACAGAGAGCCACUUCUUGUCACAAAUGGUGCUGACAAUGCUCUUAGGGUAUGGAUAUUUGAUGGUCCCACUGGUGAAGGCCGGCUUUUGAGAUUCAGAAUGGGACAUAGUGCUCCUCUUACCAAAAUUAGGUAUUAUGGACAAAAUGGACAACAGAUUCUUAGCGCAAGUCAAGAUGGAACUCUUCAGUCAUUUUCCACAAUACAUGAAAAAUUUAACAAGAGCUUGGGACAUGGAUUAAUAAACAAAAAAAGAGUCAAACGUAAAGGACUUCAAAAUACCCUGUCAGUGAGACUUCCUCCCAUCACAAAAUUUGCAGCUGAGGAAGCUCGUGAAAGUGACUGGGAUGGUAUCAUUGCUUGCCAUCAGGGUAAGCUAUCUUGCUCAACCUGGAACUAUCAAAGAUCUACAAUAGGCGCUUACUUUCUCAAGCCAAAAGAGCUGAAGAAAGAUGACGUUACUGCAACAGCAGUGGAUAUAACUUCUUGUGGAAAUUUUGCUGUGAUUGGUCUCUCAUCAGGAACUGUAGAUGUAUAUAACAUGCAAUCUGGUAUACAUCGAGGAAGGUUUGGUGAGGAUCAAGCUCAUAAAGGGUCUGUUAGAGGUGUUGCAGUAGAUGGAUUAAACCAGCUGACAAUUACGACUGGUAGUGAAGGAUUACUCAAGUUUUGGAACUUUAAAAACAAAAUUUUAAUCCAUUCUAUGAGUCUUGAUUCAUCUCCAAAUAUGAUGCUGCUACACAGAGACAGUGGCAUUCUGGGACUCGCCUUGGAUGACUUCUCCAUUAGUGUUCUGGACAUAGAAACUAGAAAGAUUGUCAGAGAGUUUUCUGGACACCAAGGCCAAAUAAAUGACAUGGCUUUCAGUCCUGAUGGUCGUUGGUUAAUAAGUGCUUCAAUGGAUUGCUCUAUCAGAACUUGGGAUCUUCCUUCUGGGUGCCUUAUAGACAGCUUUCUGCUGGACUCGGCUCCUCUCAAUGUUACUAUGUCCCCUACCGGAGACUUUCUGGCCACUUCCCAUGUGGACCACCUUGGAAUUUAUCUGUGGUCCAAUAUUUCCCUGUAUUCAGUUGUUUCAUUACGGCCACUUCCCACAGAUUAUGUUCCUUCAGUAGUGAUGCUUCCUGGAACUUGUCAAACUGAAGAUGUAGAAUUAUCAGAAGAAACCAUAGAACCAAGUGAUGAAAUGAUAGAGUAUGAUUCUCCAGAACAGUUGAAUGAGCAGUUGGUGACUCUAUCCCUCCUUCCUGAAUCACGGUGGAAAAACCUUCUUAAUCUUGAUGUUAUUAAGAAAAAGAAUAAACCAAAGGAACCUCCCAAAGUACCCAAGUCAGCACCAUUUUUUAUACCAACAGUUCCUGGCCUUGUACCCAGAUAUGCUGUGCCUGAACAAAAUAAUGAUCCACAGCAGUCUAAAGUGGUACAUCUUGGAAUUUUGGCUCAAAAAUCAGAUUUCUUCUUGAAACUUGAAGAAGGACUCGUGAAUAAUAAAUAUGAUGCUGCUCUUAACCUUCUGAAAGAAUUAGGUCCAUCGGGAAUUGAAACAGAGCUGCGGAGCUUGUCUCCUGAAUGUGGCGGGUCUGUAGAGGUUAUGCAGAGUUUCUUAAAAAUGAUCGGAAUGAUGUUGGAUCGAAAGCGUGAUUUUGAGUUAGCCCAGGCAUACCUUGCAUUGUUUCUAAAGUUGCACCUUAAAAUGCUUCCUUCAGAGCCAAAACUUCUAGAAGAAAUGACACAGUUGUCAUCCCAGGUGGAAGGAAACUGGAUUCAUUUGCAAUCACUCUUCAAUCAAAGCAUGUGCAUUUUAAAUUAUAUUAAAAGUGCUUUGUUACAAUAAAAACAAAUUUGUGGCUUUUAUAAACUGAAGACUUUUAUAUUAAAUUGGUUCAGUUUAACUCAUAUUUUGUUUUUCAAGUUUCAUUGUAAGAGAAAAUAAAUGCUAGUAGCAUUACUGACUAGUCAAUCAUUUUCCACUUAAAAGGUAAAUACUUUCUUGAAAUAUAAUGAUACCAGCCUUUCAUUUUAAAAACUUAAAGAAUCUACUCAAAUAAUUUAUUUUCUGAGCCUCUUCACAUUAGUUACUUAGGUAUGACUUUUUU